AGUGUAUAUAUGGUUGCCUAAGUAAAUUGUCAACACAUUUUUUGCAUCGGUCUGGCAAGAUAUUUGGAUUUUAUUUAUACCGAUUUCUACAUUCAGCAUCCAGCACUGCGCAAAAGAAGUUGUGUGGCAUUUUCCCAGUAAAUCGUUAAUAACAAGCUAUAUUAAUGUCAUUACGUAGCUUGCAGUUAAUAAAAAGGAUGUCGAGCAAGAUCCCCGAGGUCGACAUCGAUCCAUCUGGUGUGUUCAAGUAUAUCUUGAUAAAACUGGACGUGCAGGAAGACUCCGAUAAAAUCACCGCCGAUGUCGUGCGAGGUUAUGCUGAGUGCGGGUAUCACGCCGACAUUAACGACAAGUUCAACGACGAUCUGAAGAGACUGAAAAAAGAAGGCCAGAUUCAGAACUUUAAGACCAAAGUUCAAGGCGGUGGGCGUAUUCAACACGAUCCAGAUGUGAAGAUGAUCAAAGUCUAUGGAUAUUCUCAGGGAUACGGAAAAGCCGAUCAUGAAUUAACAGUGGAAAUACUCAAGAAGAAGUAUCCGGGGUACGAUAUCAGUUGGAGCGACGAGGGGUAUUGAUUCCCAGUGCGUCACCGCCAUCUUUGAGUGUCACUUUGCACAUCGAGGACUAUUAUCCUGAUUUGAUUGCUGCCAGCACUUUUUUUUUCAGAUUUACCUUGUAUUUUACAAAUGUCUGCAUGUAAAUUCAAUAAAUAACUGAAUGUACUUAUUCAA
Messenger RNA from Dalotia coriaria, 731 nucleotides. RefSeq names its product 14 kDa phosphohistidine phosphatase-like. Lineage: Eukaryota; Metazoa; Arthropoda; Insecta; Coleoptera; Staphylinidae. Gene Ontology annotation, cellular component: cytosol. Gene Ontology annotation, biological process: peptidyl-histidine dephosphorylation. The transcript is spliced from 4 exons. Bases 165 to 575 code for a protein of 136 amino acids. The record is from RefSeq and is a predicted model, not a curated record. Gene Ontology annotation, molecular function: protein histidine phosphatase activity.